GGGCUGAGAGCGGCUGGAAAGCCGCCAGUCGGUCCUGGGCUCCCGGGGCGUGUACCUGCGCUCUGCGGGGCUCGGGCGCGGGUGUCGCCGGCCGGGGACCGCAUGCACCCGCGGGCCCCGGCUUGGGUACAGUGCGGGCAGCACGGGUCCCUGGUGACCUCCGGGGCAUCUCUCUCCUUCCUCCAGGCUUCCCUCUGCCACAACUGCUCCACCCUGGCUGGUAACCCGUUCCUGGGGCGAGCGGGGAGCCCGGCAGCCUGCAACUUGAGCGAGGCCCCGGAGGGCUUCCACCCGGGGGACCUGAACCUGACGGACGAGGAGCUGAGGCUCAAGUACCUGGGCCCCCAGCGGAGCGACCUGUUCGCGCCCAUCUGCGCCGUGUACCUGCUGGUGGGCGCGGUGGGCACAGUGGGCAACGGGCUGACGUGCGCGGUGAUCCUGCGCCACCCGGCCAUGCGCACGCCCACCAACCUGUACCUCUUCAGCCUGGCCGUGUCCGACCUGCUGGUGCUGCUGCUCGGGCUGCCCCUGGAGCUCUACGAGCUGUGGUGCAACUACCCGUUCGCGCUGGGCGCCGGCGGCUGCUUCUUCCGCACGCUGCUCUUCGAGACGGUGUGCCUGGCCUCGGUGCUCAACGUGACGGCGCUCAGCGCCGAGCGCUUCGUGGCGGUGCUGCAGCCGCUGCGGGCCCGCCGCCUGGGCACCCGCGCCCGCGUGCGCCGCGUGCUGGGGGCGCUGUGGGCACUGGCGCUGCUCUGCGCGCUGCCCAACGCCAGCCUGCACGGCCUGCGCCCGCUGGAGCUGCCCUGCCGCGGCGCCGUGCCCGACUCCACCACCUGCGCGCUGGUGCGCCCGCGGCAGCUCUACAACCUGGUGGUGCAGGUGACCACGCUGCUCUUCUUCUGCCUGCCCAUGGCCACCAUCAGCGUCCUCUACCUGCUCAUCGGGCUGCGCCUGCGCCGCGAGAGGCUGCUGCUCCUGCCCAAGGCCAAGGGCGGGGCUCGGGCCCGGGAGACCCAAAGGCUGCAGAGGCUGCAAGACCGGGGUCGAACGCAGGUGACCAAGAUGCUGUUCGUGCUGGUCGUGGUGUUCGCCGUGUGCUGGGCCCCGUUCCACGUGGACCGCCUCAUGUGGAGCUUCGUGGCGCGCUGGACCGACGCGCUGCAGCUGGCCUACCAGUACGUGCAUGUCGUCUCGGGCGUCUUCUUCUACCUCAGCUCGGCCGCCAACCCCGUGCUCUACAGCCUCAUGUCCACCCGCUUCCGCGAGACCUUCCAGGAGGCCCUGGGCCUGGGCAGCAGGUGCCGGCGCCGGCGCCCCCGCGGCUCGCACAGCCUCAGCCGGGCCACCACGGGCAGCACCCUGGGCGACCUGGGCGGCCCGGUCAGCCGGCUGCAGCUGCUGCCUGAGGACGGGGGCCCCGAGGGGCAGCAGCAGAUGGGCCCCCUCGGACCUGGGAAGUGGGGAGGGGGCCCAGGGAUGCUGGAGGGGCCACAGGACCUGCAUCCCCACCCCGACCCUGCAAAAGUACUAUCUGCCUAACUUGUCCCCAUUUCAGCUUAGGAACUGACAGGCCGGAGAGCUCAAUGGGUACUGCACAUGCCUGGGUUCAAACCCCAGCACCAUGGGGGAAGACACCACAGCACUAAAGGAAGCUCUAGUGCUGUAAUGUCUCUCCAGUUCUCUACAUGAAUGACAAGGUCAGUCCCAUAAUGGUGAAACUGCAUGAGUGAGACGCCAGGCCCAGAAAAAAAGAAAAGAAGAAAAAAGCUGACCCAGGAGCUGGCACAAUGGAUGAAGUGCUGGACUUGAAAGCAUGAGGUCCCAAGUUCAAUCCCUGGCAGUGUAUGUGCCAGGGGGAAGCUCUGGUUCUCUCUUUCCUCUCUCAUUAAUAAAUCUUUUUAAUACUUGAUUUUUAAAUAAUUUAUCAUUUAUUAGAGAUAAAAAUUGAGAGGGAAGGGGGAGGUGAGAGAGGAUAAAAGUUAAACACUUGCAAUGCUGCUUCACUGCUCGUGAAGUGUCCUCCUGCAGUGGGCGAGCAGAGGCCCAGACACGGGUACUUGUGCAUGCUAACAAGCACUCGGCCAG
This is a messenger RNA of Erinaceus europaeus (western European hedgehog), 2088 nucleotides long. It is a transcript of the gene NMUR1, whose product is annotated as neuromedin U receptor 1. Gene Ontology annotation, molecular function: neuromedin U receptor activity. Gene Ontology annotation, biological process: G protein-coupled receptor signaling pathway. The transcript has 4 exons. The record is from RefSeq and is a predicted model, not a curated record. Bases 103 to 1542 code for a protein of 479 amino acids. NCBI's taxonomy places the organism in Eukaryota, Metazoa, Chordata, Mammalia, Eulipotyphla, Erinaceidae. Gene Ontology annotation, cellular component: plasma membrane.